UUGCUUUGCGUAAAUUAUCUUCACCGUUUUCGUCUCUCGAUUAUCCGAAAGUGUUCUCUUUCCUUUGCCGUGAAUUUGCAUGUGAUUUGAGAUCAACCGUUGCCUCCGUGAAGCCGUGAUCCUUACUGAUAUUGGGGAGCGGAGAGGAUAUACUGUAAUUGUUCAAAAUGACUGGUGAAAUCAACCCCAAAGCCUACCCUAUGGCAGAUGAUAGUUUGACCAAGACCAUCUUUGAAUUGGUGACACAAGCGUCGAAUUACAAGCAACUACGAAAGGGUGCGAACGAAGCAACAAAAACAUUGAACAGGGGAUUGUCCGAGCUAAUCAUACUUGCUGGAGAUGCUGAACCAUUGGAAAUUUUGCUUCAUCUUCCUCUGUUAUGUGAAGACAAAAAUGUUCCUUAUGUGUUUGUUGGAUCCAAGCAGGGACUGGGUCGAGCUUGUGGAGUUUCCAGACCUGUAAUUGCAUGUUCUGUCCUGCAGAAAGAUGGAUCGCAACUGGCGCCUGAAAUAAAUAAGUUGCGACAAUCUGUUGAGAAGUUAUUGAUAUAAUAGGGUAACA
Molecule: messenger RNA, 561 nt
Organism: Styela clava
Lineage: Eukaryota; Metazoa; Chordata; Ascidiacea; Stolidobranchia; Styelidae
Product: NHP2-like protein 1
Biological process (GO): ribosome biogenesis
Cellular component (GO): ribonucleoprotein complex; nucleolus
Molecular function (GO): RNA binding
Source: RefSeq, a predicted model, not a curated record